Saccharomycopsis crataegensis is the source of this 2289-nucleotide messenger RNA. RefSeq names its product Zn(II)2Cys6 transcription factor. Lineage: Eukaryota; Fungi; Ascomycota; Saccharomycetes; Ascoideales; Saccharomycopsidaceae. Gene Ontology annotation, molecular function: zinc ion binding; DNA-binding transcription factor activity, RNA polymerase II-specific; transcription cis-regulatory region binding. The record is from RefSeq and is a predicted model, not a curated record. Gene Ontology annotation, cellular component: nucleus. Gene Ontology annotation, biological process: positive regulation of transcription by RNA polymerase II. The coding region runs from base 1 to 2289 and encodes 762 amino acids. The transcript has a single exon.
AUGUCUACGAGGACCACCACAACCUACUCACACAAUGGGUGCAGUCGUUGCAAAAGAAUGAAAAUAAAGUGUGAUGAGAAACGACCUAACUGCGGGGCCUGUGACCGAAAGAAGACAGAAUGUGUUUAUGAGUUUCCUUUUGUCAUUUACAACCCCCAUCUGAGCAAGAAGAGGAAAAACAAAAGCGGCAAAGUAUCAAAACUGGGAUCAGGCGACUCAUAUAAGAUUAACCAAGAAGACCGCAGAAUUUUGCAGAUUACCUUGCCUAGCGAGUUUAAGUUCAUCGCUGAGAAAUUCUCCGAUGAUAGUUCUUCGCCAUCUUCCAUCACCUCCCCUCCAGCAAAUGAUUCACAAACUUAUUGUGAGAAGAACUUUAGUGAAACUAAUAGUUCACCUUUGUCAUCACAGCUCACAAAGGCUGCGGCUACCGGCUCCAUCGCCGCUAGCUUUAAUAGUACCUCUUCUCCUUCUGCUUCCACUCCUACAAUGCCUCCCGGCUCUUUCCCCAGUUCUUUUUCAUUGGCUAAUCAAAAGUAUGACCAGCUAAAAAAUCACACUGGUAACUUGGAAACAUCUUUCAAAGAUCAUUUCAAGUUGUCAGAUAUUCCAGUGAAGAUGGAGCCCCAGCAGACGUUUGAUUGGCAACAAGUGCCUAUUGAUAGCACUGCUGCGGUUGUUACCACACCUUCAAGUAUAGCCGCCACCCCCAAUACUAAUAGUGACAACACUAACACAGCGAUAAUUCCCCAAUUCAUCCCAACAACGAGUAUGGCACCAGCUAUCCCUCAUCAACAAGACUAUGCUCCUAUAGAUUAUAAAAUGUGGAACAAUUUCAUGACUGAAACAGAUUAUAUCUUGAAUCUUUCCAUGCCCCAAGAGACUGUUGACAUAAAUAGACCACAGCCAUUACCACAAUUCAAAUAUGACUUUUACAAAAGUAAUACCAUGAAUUACAUGGUUCAAUAUUUGAACAUAGCCCAGCCGAUCAUCGAGUCCAGACAUUUGACGGCGGACGAUCCAGAAAUCCGUGACCUACUUUGGAAUUAUUUUAUUUCAGGCAAGGCGUUAUCCAACCAUUUAUUCGUAGAGGACGAUUUUGCCAACAACCCUUUAAUUGAUUGGCUUAAAAUUUUAUCGAGAAACAACAUCGAAAGUCAUAACACAAUUUUUACCUCAAUCAUCGCCACCAGUGCCAAUGGGAUCGCUUUACAAACAAAUGUUGACUAUUGGGCCGUCAUUAGAGAGAAGUAUAUGGACAUGACUCUAGCGAUGCUUUCUGAAAAUAUCAAUGUCAUCAACUCAUUUGUCACAACCACUUGCUUGCUAUUUACAGUGUUAUUGUUAUACUCGGAAAAAUCGGCGACCGACUCUCCAGUUUGGAGGUUACAUUUGAAGGGUGCUCUUGGAAUCUUGAGAAAAAUAAACAGCAUCUGGAAUAUGGUGGAGGUUCAUGCCAUUGAAAACAAAUCGGAAGAAUUAAAAGCAGCUAUCAACUUAUUCCACUUUUGUGAGUGUUGGUUCUUGAGCGCAGAAUCUUUAGCAUGGAUUUCUUCUUUGAAUGGUGGGUCAAUGCCAUGCUUAGUCCCAAAAGAUUUGACGGAUGCUCGUCAAUUACUAUCGAACCACUUGCCGUAUGAAAACCAAAAUGCAUUGGUUCUCGAUGGCUUUAAUACCGUUAGAUUUUAUUCACAAAACUUGGUGGAAGUGAUGAAUGAGAUUGUGUUGCAUAUCAUGACAUUGAAGAUCAACCAUGAUAUCAAUAUCAGUGACAUUCGUGGGCUACUAUUGAAUACUCCACCAACUGAAGAAUCCUUAAAGUUAGGCGAACGUUUGAUUUCCAAAAUUUCAGAUAUCUGUACGUAUGAUGAACAUUUCUCAAUGAAAUUUGAAAAUUGCCACGAUAAGCUAUUGGCAAAAACGAUGAAGACUGCUGCUGAGUGCUACGUUAUGGGUAUCCAGUGCUUUAUUUAUUCUUCAUUCAUGGGCUAUAACAUCUAUUGUCCAGAGAUCCAAAUUUUGAUCCAGAAAUUCAUAAAUAAAUACGACCAAAUGCCUUACGAUGGUCCAUGUGCCAUUUCUGUUCAUUGGCCAUGCUUUAUUUUGGCAUGCUGCACUCCAAAUGAUCCAAAUCUAAGACUGAGAAUCUUGAAACCUUUAUAUAAUAUGAUCCAUCACUCGAUGUUUGGGGCAAGCUUUUCAAUUAAAAGAGUGCAGGAGAUAUGGAAUUUUUUUGAUAGUGGUGCAAAAGACUCUGAUAGAAUUGCUAAAAUUGAUACAAUUUGCUUUUAA